AUGUCAAACGGCAUGGGCGAGACCGAAAAGGUCAACACCCACAUCAUCACCCUGACUCGCUUCUUGACCGAAGAGCAAGCCAAGUUUCCCGAGGCUACUGGUGACUUCACGCUCCUCUGCCACGCUCUGCAGUUCGCUUUCAAGUCAAUUGCGUACUACAUCCGCCGCGCGACCCUCGUCAAUCUCACUGGCCUCGCAGGUUCCUCCAACAUCACGGGCGAUGACCAGAAGAAGCUCGACGUCAUCUCCAAUGACCUCUUCAUCGAGGCCAUGCGCUCCUGCGGCAAGGUCGCCCUCCUCGUCUCCGAAGAGGAGGACGAGGUGAUCUUCUUCAGCGACGCCAAGGGCGCCCGCUACGCCGUGGCCUGUGACCCCAUAGACGGCUCCUCCAACCUGGACGCCGGUGUCUCCGUCGGCACCAUCUUCGGUAUCCACAAGCUCCCCGAGGGCAGCACCGGCACCAAGGAGGACAUCCUCAAGCCCGGCGCCGAGCUCCUCGCCUCCGGCUUCACCAUGUACGGCGCCUCGACCCAGCUCGUCCUUACCAUGAAGGGCGCCACUGUCAACGGCUUCACCCUCGACAACGGCGUCGGCGAGUUCAUCCUCACACACCCGGACAUGCGCCUGCCCCGCUCGCGGGCCAUCUACUCCGUCAACGAGGGCAACUCGCUGUACUGGAACGACCAGACCAACAACUACUUCAACUCCCUCAAGCAGGCCCAGGCCGACGGCAAGCCCUACAGCUCGCGCUACAUCGGUUCCAUGGUGGCCGAUGCCUACCGAACCCUCUUGUACGGCGGUGUCUUUGCCUAUCCCGCCGACAAGAAGAGCCCCAAGGGCAAGUUGCGUAUUCUGUACGAGUGCGCGCCCAUGGCCCAAGUGUUUGAGAAUGCUGGUGGCCAAGCCGUCGACAGCCAGAUGAGGAGGAUGCUGGAUGUGGCCCCUGAACACAUCCACGACCGCGCCGGCAUUUUCAUGGGCAGCUGGGACGAGAUGGAAAAGGUCAAGGGCUUCUUCAAAUAA
Emericellopsis cladophorae is the source of this 1023-nucleotide messenger RNA. RefSeq names its product putative fructose-1-6-bisphosphatase. The transcript has 3 exons. The record is from RefSeq and is a predicted model, not a curated record. Gene Ontology annotation, biological process: fructose 1,6-bisphosphate metabolic process; fructose metabolic process; sucrose biosynthetic process. The coding region runs from base 1 to 1023 and encodes 340 amino acids. Gene Ontology annotation, cellular component: cytosol; cytoplasm. Gene Ontology annotation, molecular function: fructose 1,6-bisphosphate 1-phosphatase activity. Lineage: Eukaryota; Fungi; Ascomycota; Sordariomycetes; Hypocreales; Bionectriaceae.